AUGGCAUAUGAUCCUCGCCGUGUAAACACGGGAAGCACGACUCCCCAAACUCCUCCACCUCCCCCUCCACCACCACCCGAGUCCUCCACUCCCGAGAUGGACUCCCAAGAGGGUACAGACAACUGGAAACUUAAAUUCUGCACCGUCUGCGCCUCAAACAACAACCGGUCUAUGGAAGCUCACCUCCGUCUCUCUGCCGCACCCACUGCCUUCCCAGUCAUAUCCUUCGGAACCGGUUCCCUCGUCCGUCUCCCCGGUCCCUCUAUCACUCAGCCAAAUGUCUACGGCUUCAACACAACGUCUUACAACCAGAUGUACGAGGAGCUGCAAUCUAAGGAUGAGCGCCUUUACCGCAAUAAUGGUAUCCUGAACAUGCUGGACCGCAACCGAAAUCUCAAAUGGGGUCCCGAGCGCUUCCAGGACUGGGUUCCUGGCGCGCCACGCGUGGAUCACGCCGCGAAGGGGGACAAGGGCGCAUCGGGUACGGAGGGAGGUGUCGUCGAUGUCAUCAUUACUUGUGAAGAGCGCUGCUGGGAUGCGGUGGUUGAUGACCUAAUGAGUAAAGGAUCGACGCUGAAUCGGCCUGUUCAUGUCUUCAAUGUCGAUAUCAAGGAUAACCACGAAGAAGCAUUACUGGGAGGAAAGGCGAUCCUGGAUCUGGCGAACCGACUCAAUACAGCUGCUGUUGCGCAACGCGCUCAGCAUGGAACUGAGGGGUGGGAUAAUGGCACUGGUACGGCGAGAAUGAGCUUUGAUGAGAAGGUCCCUGAAAUUCUGGCGGAGUGGCAGGAGUUGAAUCCUAAUUUGCCGGCGUUGUGGACACUGGCUUGGCUGUAG
Molecule: messenger RNA, 837 nt
Organism: Penicillium longicatenatum
Lineage: Eukaryota; Fungi; Ascomycota; Eurotiomycetes; Eurotiales; Aspergillaceae
Gene: ssuA
Product: RNA polymerase II subunit A C-terminal domain phosphatase
Exons: 1
Coding region: 1-837 (278 amino acids)
Biological process (GO): termination of RNA polymerase II transcription
Cellular component (GO): nucleus; mRNA cleavage and polyadenylation specificity factor complex
Molecular function (GO): RNA polymerase II CTD heptapeptide repeat phosphatase activity
Source: RefSeq, a predicted model, not a curated record